This is a messenger RNA of [Torrubiella] hemipterigena, 2391 nucleotides long. The record is from the annotation of a GenBank genome assembly. NCBI's taxonomy places the organism in Eukaryota, Fungi, Ascomycota, Sordariomycetes, Hypocreales, Clavicipitaceae.
CUCGGUCGGGCCUUUCUAAAUGACACAUUUACUCAAUUCGGCAUCAUUACAACCAUAAUACACCACAUAAAGCAGAAAAGAUGGCUCCGAUAUGUGCCGAUCCUCGGCAAAUAGUCAUUGCUCUCGAUCAGCAGAAACGGCUCGAAUUACUGCGACUAGUUGACAAUAUCCUCUUACAUAUGACGAACCAGGUUGAAGCAAAGCCUGAAGAGCUGGGAUCAAUCACUCCAGAUACAGAGUCAGACUCCGAAGAGCAUAAACAGGAUGGUCAAAAGUCUGGCACGACGACACCGCCUGUAUCGGAUGAUGCGGAUAGCACACACAAGAAGCCUGCAAAAGGCAAUGGCAAUAUGUUCGAUGGUGUCAUGAAGAAUAUCAAGAGUGUCAAAGUACCGAUACCUUGGAAGAACAAUAACAAUGCACCUUCGAAAACCACAAAACGAGCUGAAGAGAUUCAGCUCGGCGCUUUGCAAUAUCUCGUGGCAUGGCAAAUGGAGUUUAUGCCGAAAUUCGAAGAGAUAAUCCGUGUCAAAGAUACCGAAGAUAUCUUAAAAGAACGAAAAUCUAGACUCGACGCUACGAAUGAAAUCGCAAAAUCCCUAGAAGGAGUCGACCUGAGCGGAGAAAAGCCAACCGUAGAAGUGGUUGUUACUGAAGCAGAGCUGAAAGACGAUAUCAAUGCAUUACAAGCGUUAUACAAACCGACAAAAACACCUCUCACCGCACUGCCUGAAGCUGAUCGACGGGAAUGUAUAGGAUGCAUACUUCUCCUGCUUCUUUCUACAGGAAAAUAUUCGGCCCACUCGCGAGCCCUUGCAAUGUACUUGGCCUCGUCUCUCAAUAUAUCUCAGACUUUCCUCAACCAGGAAGAGAGUGAGAUAGCGAAGUCUCUAAUUGAGUCAUCUACAUCUAAGAAGGCCAAAAAAGAAAGAAUGUCAGCAGAAGCCGAAACGGCAAAGCGUCAACAAGAGAAUAAAGUUAGUCGCUACUGGAAGGUCGGCCUCGCAUCGGUGGCUGGAGCUACCAUCAUUGGUGUCACGGGUGGUCUGGCUGCUCCUCUUGUUGCUGGUGCCAUGGGUGGAAUCCUCGGUGGUGUGGGAUUAGGCGGUGUUGCAAGCUUCCUGGGUAUCUUCUGGAUGAACGGCGCCCUUGUCGGCGCUUUAUUUGGAGCGUAUGGUGCUAAAAUGACGGGUUCUAUGAUGGAUAAGUAUGCCAAGGAAGUCGAAGAUUUUAAAUUUAUUCCACUCGAAGAAGAGCCGUCUAGCGUUGCAUCUGGUAAACCAGAGGACCAGGCUCACGAUUGCCGCAGACUAAGGGUCACGAUCGGAAUCAACGGCUGGCUGAACGACGAGAAGGAUAUUGCUAAGCCCUGGCAAGCUCUCAACACGGAUACCGAAGUCUUCGCACUACGAUACGAAAUGGAGGCGUUACUUGCGUUAGGAACCGCUCUUAAGGAUCUUGUCUCGUCGUUUGCCUGGCAGGCCUUCAAGUCCGAAAUCAUCAAGCGAACCGUUCUGGCUACCCUCUGGGCGGCUCUGUGGCCGAUCCAAGUUGUUGCCAUUGCGUCCAAUGUGGAUAACCCGUUCAACCGAGCUAGCAACCGCUCCAAGAAAGCAGGUAGACUGCUAGCCGAUGCAUUGAUCAACAAGGUUCAAGGAGAGCGCCCCGUAACACUUAUCGGCUACUCUCUCGGAGCUGUAGCUAUCCAUGCAUGUCUGCAGUCGUUGGCAGAGCGACAAGCUUUUGGCCUGAUAGAUACGGUUGUCAUUGUCGGUACACCUGCUCCUUCUGAUGCGGCACAUUGGCGCACCCUCCGUAACGUUGUGUCGGGCAAAAUCUUCAAUGUAUACUCUGAAAAUGACAUGGUGCUAGGCUUUGCAUACCGUAUGCAUAGCUUGGAGCGAGGUGUCGCUGGAUUACAGGCAAUUCAAGGUGUGAAAGGCAUUGAGAAUCUGGAUCUGAGCUCGCAGGUCAGUGGACAUCUUCGAUAUCCUGACUUGAUUGGUGAGAUCCUUGAUCAAUGUGGCUUUGUGGGUGUGAAGAGCUCCCACGAAAUUGAGAAAGAUGAUGUUAUUAAAAUGAAGGAUGAAUAUGCGAAGGGUAAUCUUGUCGACCUUGAUGAGAAUGCGCCUCAUGAGGGCCAUGAGGACUAUGAGGAACAUGGUCACCGCAUCAUGAUGGUGGACAACGAUGUGAAGGAGACAUCGGCUAAAAGUAACCGAAGUUCAAAUGGAGAGUAGAUAAAACCAAAUAUGAUGUUAUGAUUCUGGUUACUCUCAAGAUUCACAAAUAACAAUGACGAUAAUGAUACUGAUAACACUUUGAAACGUCUCACAUAUGGGUUGAUCACUUUUACGGACCGAAAGGUAUUGCAAUAAACUGUGAUAUUCU